CCGACAUCUUUCAGGAAAAAAAGCAAUCGAGCGCUGUUCAAUCGAGCAGCCUUUAAGUAAACGAGGGAUAGAAAGAUGGCAUCCACCAAGCAACCUGAUCCACCAACACAGCCUGGCCUUCCACCUGGAGAAGAUGUGGCAGCUCCUCCCAGAGAAGCACUGAUUACCACUGCUAUAAAAUUUCUACAGAACCCAAAAGUGCGUCAGAGUCCCUUGGCCACCAGAAAAGCCUUCUUGAAGAAAAAAGGGCUGACGGAUGAGGAGGUAGAGCUGGCCAUCCAGCGCUCUGGCAGCACAGAAGAGGUCCUGCCUAUGAGCCCUGUGGGGCCUCCGCAUCCAUUCCAUGCAACUCAGCUGGCUCCUGCACCACACAAUCCUGCAGGCUACAGAUGGAGAGACUAUGGUGCCCUCACCAUCAUUAUGGUGGGCAUCGCAUUUGGCUUUCAUCAGCUUUACAAAAAAUACAUCCUUCCCCUCAUUAUGGGCAGCCGAGAGGACAAGAAGCAUCUGCAGAGGAUGGAGAGCAACAUUGCGGCAAUGAGUGGCACGCUGACACAGACAGUCAGCCAGCUGCAGCAGACCCUGGUCUCCGUCCAGGAGCUCCUGAUCCAGCAGCAGCAGAGAAUCCAGGAGCUCUCGCAGGAACUGGCUGCAGCAGAGGCAUCAUCUUCAACCAACCGCGUCCUGGACAACCAAACAGUUGGAGAUCUGAAGGCUGAGAUCAUCUCUUUGAAGGGCUUACUGCUCAGCAGGAAACAAUUCCCUUCCACUCCCGCUAUUCCUAAGAUCCCCUCGUGGCAGAUUCCUCUGAAGCCGCCAUCAGGGGGCAGCUCGCCGUCAGUCAACCACACAAAUAGCAGCAGCGACAUCUCCCCAGUUAGUAACGAGUCCGCCAAUUCUUCCCCCAUCAAAGAUGGACACCACAGCCACCAGGAUGCACUGGGCGGGCCUGACGGAGCUCACGACAUCAACGGAGAUGCACUCGGUUUGGGCCUCGGAGCAGCGCUGCCCGUGGACCUGAAGGACCAGGUCCGCAUGGAGGUGCAGGGGGAGGAGGAGAAGAAGGAGGAAGAGGAGGAGGAGGUCAGCCACGUAGAGGAGGACGGUCUAAGCAUACAGACAGAGGAUCGGCGAGGUGGGGAUGGACAGAUUAAUGAACAGGUGGACAAACUGAGGCGGCCCGAGGGUGCCAGCAAUGAGAGUGAGGUGGAUUAACAGUACAAAGCACAAAAAAAAAACACUCUCCAAACACAGCUUCUCGUCUCUGCUGAUGGCUUUGCUUCAUUCUACUCCUCUCUGCUCGCACUGAUUCUGUUUGUCGUUUUUACUUUUUAAAUCCAUCUUCACUGUCUGUCUCCGCUUGUUUCUGUAACAUCUUAAUCUUGAGCAAAAUGAGGAGAAGGCGUGGGUUUGAGAAGUUCCUAGUUGACACACACCUUACCUCGAUAUACUUUUCAUCACGCAAACUAAAUGACUGCAUGCCGAGCCAAGUACCAUGAUGUGACGUUUUUCUUGUGUGGAGAAAUGUGGAGCAAUAGUCAAAUCAGAAUGACUUUAAAAGGCUAACCAUACUAACUAUAUGUGACUUUCUGCUUUUCAUUUUCAUGAUUUGAUCAGAUAAUUCACAGCUUUGCCUUAGUGUCCUUGUACUAGGGCUGUUAGACAGACAAAAAACGUAAUGCUGCACGGAAUAUCUCCCCUGUAUAGUGCAACUGUAGGUCAGGAGUCAUAUGUUGGUACUUCAGUCUCAAAGUUACCGUGAGCUUCCAUAGAAGCAUUAGCAGAGUUAGUCUCCAUGUUGAUGGCAAUAGGAGAGGACAAGCUCUUCCAGGGCCGGAGCUUUUAUCCUCUUUUAUGUGUCCUUUCGCAUUGGUGUCAGUCUGUCAAUAAUUCACAAGGCCAGCAGGGUGGCAUUUGGGUGAAAUAAAAGCCCUGAAAUUCGAGAUUAGAAUGUGAUGACGGGCUUUGUUCCAUGCCGGUGUCAGAGUGCUCAUACGCUCAAAGGAGGGGAAGAUAAAUGUUUUUCCCCCCCGCUUUCCUUUUUCACUGAGGGCUGAAUUGUGCAUCUUUGCGAGUGUGUGUGUGCGCAUGGCAGGCAAGAAAACCCAGACUGUCUGCUGAGCUGUAUCUGCGUCUCCAGCAGGGCAGCUGAUUUGGUUUGUGAAGUAUGUUAAUAAUCAAAUGAUCAACAAAUAACAGAUGUAUUAGUUCAUGCAGCUUGAAAUGUCAAGGAGGCUAAAAGCGGAAAUCUAAUACAGAAAGCCCAGUUGCAUUGUAUUAUUUUCUGUGACAAACCCUCCGGUCCAAAUUAUGUAGGGCCUCCUACAGUGAGUAAUCUUUACAGAAAACGGCGCCAAUAUUUUGUAAUUAAGCUGCAGAAAGACAACGAGAGCUGUCACAGAUGGAAGUUGCAGAACUUGUAUCACUUUUUUUUCUCUCUCAGUGUGGAGGUGGAUGGGGGAAGUUUUAAAAAAAAUUGUCCCAUGAUUGAAAAGGAAAGUAAUAAAUGAAUACUUGACUUAUUGAAUUACUCACUCUGUCUCCAGCUAACAAGAAGAGUCCAUGAGUGAGAAGAAGGGAUAUCAGCUCCUGUGCCACUUCCACCUCCAUCACAUGGCCUUCGUAGGAGCACAGAAAAAGGUAGAGGGGCACUGCACGUUUCUGUGCGACACCGGUCCUAACCUACAGAUUAUGUUUAGUUAUGAUGAUUUUGUUUAUGUUAAAGAUGUCUUAUGAUGAGACAAUGUUCCAGUAUACUGUAAACUAUAUAUUUUUGAUUUAUUUGAAAUGAACUUGUAUGGAUGAAAUAGGUUGGUUAAAGAAGUACAGAAUCAAGAGGUGUAACUUAUGCUUCUUUGCCACUCUAGUUUCAGUGAUUAGUUCUCUCUGUAACGUGCUGAUUACUGUAUGAAUUCCAGCCAGUAGUGUACAUCAGUGUAAUAAAUUUGGUUUAUCUCCAGUAGAAUCUCUUGUUAUAUUCAUUUUAAACCAACUGGACACAGAGUACACACUACUGUAGGCCACUACUAAAGGACAAACCUAUUUUAGCUGGGAUUGUCACAUUUAUUUUUUAAUAUUUCAAAUUGUUUUUCAUGUUUGUCCUUACUUCUGUAAGUAUAACACUUGAAACAUACACCGCUAAAUACUUGAGAACAGGGAGCCAAUUCCAAAUCAUAACUGGGUCAAAUGUACAUAAUUGGUAUUUCUAUCCGUUGACCCAAUUAACAUAAAAGAAAAGAAAAACUCAAAUCACACACAAGUCGCUCUAUCAGUGGGUUGUGUAGUUUCUUUAUGUUUAAUAUAUGCUGACUUUUAAGAUGAAUGUGGUUAUGUAUGUUCAUGUGCAGGAACAUUCAGUAUAACAAUUUGUAUCAGUUUGUGAAUAAUAAAAUCAGACCAACUGUG
Messenger RNA from Micropterus dolomieu (smallmouth bass), 3405 nucleotides. It is a transcript of the gene pex14, whose product is annotated as peroxisomal biogenesis factor 14. Gene Ontology annotation, cellular component: peroxisomal membrane; peroxisomal importomer complex. The transcript is spliced from 9 exons. Gene Ontology annotation, molecular function: signaling receptor binding. Bases 76 to 1215 code for a protein of 379 amino acids. Gene Ontology annotation, biological process: protein import into peroxisome matrix, docking. The record is from RefSeq and is a predicted model, not a curated record. NCBI's taxonomy places the organism in Eukaryota, Metazoa, Chordata, Actinopteri, Centrarchiformes, Centrarchidae.